GUGUAGGCGGGGAGUCUGGUGGGAAAAUCCAUUGGGAUGGAUCUAGUAUUAGAUAGGCGGGAUUUAGAGGAUAAGGUGAGUCAGGAUUGCAAAAGACACCGAGCGGACCAUCGACUCGCCCUGCUAGGUUCAAUCGCGUGGACUGAUGAUUUAGAUAAGACGGACAACACAAGGCACAGACGGAGACAUGGGCGAGACUGGGAUUGUUACAAGAUCUGCUGAGUAUAUUGGCUCAUUUCCUGUGGAUGACAGUUGUCUGGAUGAUCAAAUCCACCAGCUGCACGCUCAGCUCAAAUCCCUCAAGGAUUGCAAGCGAAGACAAACAGUUUCAUUAAAAUUCUCAGUGAAAGGAGUCAAAGUUUAUGAUGAAGAUGAAACGAAGCUCCUCAUGGCUCAUGCCAUGAGUCGAGUCUCACUGUCUACCGCCCGUCCCUCUGAUGCCCAGUUUGCCUUCGUCUCUCAUAAUCCUGGUCAUUCUGACGUCCAGCUUUACUGCCAUCUCUUCAGAGCGAGACAUGCCCGAGCUGCCCAGUUCCUGAACCUGCUACUUUGCCGCUGUUUUCAACUAUAUUUUUUGGAGAAGCAUCCAGAAGAAGCUGAGAAAGAGCAUUCGGAGAAGAGACCUUCUCGAACUCCAUCGCUGCUAAACCAAGGCUUCCCUCUCAGCGUCAGCGCCUUGGUGUCUUUCCGCAGGGCCCCAACUCAAGGUCUGCUGUCCGGGGCAAAGGUCGUCUCGGAACCAAAUCCAGAACUUGUGAGCAGUCCAGAGGAGGGCCCUACCUCGUCUCCAACUAUAGUUCGCAAAAUGGCGAUCCGGACCAAAGCGAUACGAUCUGGAGCGUAUCGCUCAUUUACCUUUACUCCUCUCAAACAGCGCCACCUGCAGGAUAAGCUGAACGCUCCACAAGGUGGGAUAAGUGUUCAUAGAACACUUUCGAGAGUGAAAGAGUUCAUUAGAAAAAAAGAAAUUCAUACAGGUUUAAAACAACAUGAGAAAAAGGAUCAGGAAAGUGCAAAAGCAUGCAGCGUUCGGGCUCCCAGUUUGGCCGAGACCGAAGAAGCACUGGCUCAGGCAGUGUGGUGCUGGGCUGGCGUCUCUAGUGAUUGUAGCUCUGCGCUGCUGGUGGACGAUGUGCUCGGUGCCUUUCUUCUGUGUCCUCAUCCCACAAAGCCCAACCGUGGAUCUCUUAUAGUCCGCUUUCCCUCAGGCCUGGUGAAUCAUGCUAUUAAGCAUUCCAAGGGAAAAAUCCACCUUGAGUGCCAGGUUGAGUUUGAAAGUCUUGCUGCGUUGAUCACACACUACACAGAGGUCAGUGAUGAGCUGGAAUAUCAUCUGAGCUGUGCUCGGGUCAAUCACUGCUAUGAUUGGGAGGACACUGGAAACAAGAGUUUGCAUUUACCGCCAAAUGCCAAGAAAGGCCCAUUGAAAAGCCAGUGUCCAAAUUGGGUUUGAACCAGGUCUUCACCCCACUUUUUUUUUUUAAAUAUGGAUGUUUUAUAGACUUUUAUCAUUUUUAUAUAUAUAUCUAAGUCUUAAACCUCUGACAUUUAGUAAGCCAUCUUAACCUCGAUCUCUAGUCACUGAUCUAAAGUCACUAUUUUUCUGUUUUUUUAUACACUUGUGUUUCUCUUUGCAAUAACCUGAACUCACCUAAAGCACUUGCAUUUUAGGUAACAAGCACUAGUUGAGAUUAUGUAAUGUUUUUUAUGUUAAUGUCAGCAUUUAAAUGUAUACUCAUUGUUUUUGGCAAAAGGUACAGACUUGUUUUUGAAUGUAUUAUGUGGAAAUAAUCUGUAUGUGAAGCACUGUGCACCUCUAUUGGAAUGAAUAUAUUGGUCUUGUUCUUUUUUUUCUUUUUUUGGCUUUGUGUAUUACCACCAGUUUUAGAGAUCUUGAGUGAAUGGCUCGGACUCCAUAAACCCGCACUGUUCAGUUGAUGGAUUUUGCUUUGCUACCUUUUGUACUAUUUUUGUGCUAUUUAAAUCCGUUGAUCCUCAUUUAUCAUACACACAUUGUUUGUUAUUGGCCAUGCACCAAUAUAAAUGUAAUGUGUCUAGCCUUUUUGCAUAAACAGUUUAUGGUCA
Misgurnus anguillicaudatus (oriental weatherfish) is the source of this 2085-nucleotide messenger RNA. The record is from RefSeq and is a predicted model, not a curated record. NCBI's taxonomy places the organism in Eukaryota, Metazoa, Chordata, Actinopteri, Cypriniformes, Cobitidae.